This is a messenger RNA of Leptomonas pyrrhocoris, 1332 nucleotides long. RefSeq names its product putative protein kinase. The transcript has a single exon. Gene Ontology annotation, biological process: protein phosphorylation. Lineage: Eukaryota; Euglenozoa; Kinetoplastea; Trypanosomatida; Trypanosomatidae. The coding region runs from base 1 to 1332 and encodes 443 amino acids. The record is from RefSeq and is a predicted model, not a curated record. Gene Ontology annotation, molecular function: ATP binding; protein kinase activity.
AUGACUUCAAAAACGGACUGUCUCAAGAUCCUGGGCCGUGAGCUGCAGGUGCAGCGAAUGGUCGGCAGUGGCGGCUUCGGCGACGCGCUGCUUGUGACGCGGAUGCGGGCGGAUGCGAACCCCCGGCACGGUUUCACCUUUCCGCCGCAGUGCGUGGUGAAGGUGAUGCGGGUAGGGCUGUGCGGGCAGACGGAGCUGGACCUGGCGCAACGGGAGGUGCGGGUGCUGAAGUCGCUGACCCACCCCAACAUCGUGCGCUACAUCGGGUCGUGGAUUGAGCAGUCGCGCGGGCCGUAUCAGAACCGCUUCUGCAUUGCGCUGCAGUACUGCGAGGGCGGCGACGUGGCGACACUAAUACGCAGGUGCGCAGGGAGCGGUCGGCUGCUGCCGGCGGAUACGGCGGUGCGACUGAUGGCGCAGGUCUUCUCCGCGCUCAACUACAGCCACUCGCGGCGCCUCAUUCACCGCGACAUCAAGCCCGGCAACGUUUUUCUCACCGAGUGCGGCGCCGACGCGGUCGGGGACGCCGUGGUGGGCGACUUCGGCCUCGUGCGCGCGUUGGAGGUCACCUGCGAGUCGGUGGCAUCACGGGUGGGGACCCCGUCGUACAUCUCCCCUGAAAUUGUGGCCGGCGAGACGUACACCGGGAAGACGGAUAUCUUCUCCGCAGGGGCCAUGUUUUAUGAGCUUCUGACCUGCCACUCGCCGUUCUGGCGCCGCCGAUGCUCCCAGCAGGAGAACUUCAAGCGCGUCUUGCAUUUCGACCCCAUGCCGUACAUGCGGGCGAACGCAGAAAAGGUCUACGGUGCGGCGGUGACGGACGUGAUUGGGCGCUGCCUCGCGAAGAAGGAGAGCGAGCGCGUGAGCGCUUACGAUGUUCUCGUGCGCGUUGUCUCGCCGAUCUCCGCCUUUGUGCGGAGCAACGCGAUUCCGGUCUACGUGGAGAAGUUGGCCCAGCCACCGCCGCCGCCACCGCCGCCGGCUGCCCGGGCAUCUCCACCGUCUGCACAGGCGUCUCCGGAUCGCGCGGAGUCGCCGUCAGGUGAUGCAGCGGCGGGUGGUCGGAAGAGAACGACACGCGAGCAGCUACGUGCGCUAUUUCUAGAGGAGUCACCCAUGACUCCGGCUGGCCGACUUGCGGCCCUUCUCGGGGACGACGAAGAACUUCUUGUUCUUCUCCGCGUGGCUCUUGCGUACCACGGCAACGACCCGGAGCAGCUGGCGCGAAGGCUGCGUGGUAUAUUCCGCGAGUUUGGCUAUGGUGCGAACUCUGCAGCGGCAACGGCGGUGACGGGCUUUGUGUUCCAUCACUGCACAUCGCUGUUCGAGUGA